This is a messenger RNA of Periconia digitata, 482 nucleotides long. Lineage: Eukaryota; Fungi; Ascomycota; Dothideomycetes; Pleosporales; Periconiaceae. The record is from the annotation of a GenBank genome assembly.
CUGCUACGACAGUUCGCCUCAACUCCCGCAUUCAUCACUCUAUCCAAGAUUGAUCUAUCCGGCACUACCGAUGCCCUCCCAUUCAAGCUCAUGCGCUAACUCAAAGACGUACAGUAAUCGAUUGUUGCUUGAAGGGUUUGAUGAACAUUGCAUUGCGCAACAAAAACAAAUCGGAAGUCGCUUUUUGUGGGCGCAUUUUCUACCAUUCGCCUACGGGCCAACUCGCCGACCAUGCGCAUGCUCGCGAAGGACAUCUAAAAAGCGGUUCCCUUGCUCAAUUGUACACGUCCCAAUUCUCUAUCGGUACCCACAAUGGGUACCUUGUACAUGCAAAGUACACAGAACCUACAUAUGUACUGUGUAUGUAUGUACGUGCUAGUACUGACGUUAUCUCUCCACACCCAACCCCCGUUCGUUGGUCGGGUUACAGGUCCGGCUUCGCGAACGCGAACGUGGCUUCUGUAGCUUUGCGUGCGCCGUAG